AUGUAUCUCCUGGUUUAUGUUGAUGACAUCAUUCUCAUCGGUUCCUCUGAUGCUGCUGCUGAUCGCCUUGUGACUGCUCUCAGUGAUAACUUUGCUGUCACGGAUUUAGGUGCUCUGCAUUUCUUCCUUGGUCUGGAGGUUUCCCGCUCUUCUGCUGGGCUGACUCUUACUCAGAAGAAGUACUCCCUGGACUUGUUGCGGCGUACUGGAAUGCUUCAGUGCAAACAUGCUGUCACUCCGAUGUCUGACACUGAUCGGUUGUCUGCCCUUGAUGGAGACUCUCUCUCGUCUGAUGAUGCUACUGAGUAUCGCAGUCUUGUUGGUGGUCUGCAAUACCUUACUAUUACCAGGCCUGAUAUCUCUUAUGCAGUCAAUCGUCCUGCACCGUCGUGUGAGCUCUCCGCUUUCUCUGAUGCAGACUGGGAUGGUAGUCCUGAUGACAGGCGAUCCACGGGGGGAUAUGCGGUAUUCCUUGGUUCUAACUUGAUCGCCUGGAAUGCUCGUAAGCAGGCCACAGUCUCUCGCAGUAGUACUGAAGCUGAGUAUAAAGCUGUUGUUGAUGCAACUGCUGAGAUCAUAUGGGCCACAGUUUAG
Molecule: messenger RNA, 594 nt
Organism: Aegilops tauschii subsp. strangulata
Lineage: Eukaryota; Viridiplantae; Streptophyta; Magnoliopsida; Poales; Poaceae
Source: RefSeq, a predicted model, not a curated record